Molecule: messenger RNA, 1770 nt
Organism: Aspergillus campestris IBT 28561
Lineage: Eukaryota; Fungi; Ascomycota; Eurotiomycetes; Eurotiales; Aspergillaceae
Product: MFS general substrate transporter
Exons: 15
Coding region: 1-1386 (461 amino acids)
Biological process (GO): transmembrane transport
Molecular function (GO): transmembrane transporter activity
Source: RefSeq, a predicted model, not a curated record
AUGGGAAAACAAGAUGCCUCAGCCACGGUAUCAGUCGAGAGUACACCGUCGUCUACGGAAAAUCGAACAUGGUAUCGCACUACACUUUUCAAUGCCUUCGUUAUUGGCGGAGUAGGCUUCAUGGCCCCUGGGCUGUGGAAUGCCAUGAACUCCCUGGGUGCCGGAGGUGCCCAAUCGCCCUUCUUGAUCAAUGCUGCGAAUUCGCUUGUUUUUGGCCUGAUGGGAUUCUUGUGUCUCCUUGGAGGGCCAAUUGCGAAUCGGAUCGGACUGAACUGGACGCUGUUGCUGGGAGCUAUCGGAUAUCCAAUUUAUUCCGCUGCGUUAUAUACGAAUAACCGCUAUGGAAAUGUCUGGUUUGUCCUCGUGGGAUCGGUGGCUUGUGGAUUAUCGGCCGGACUCUUCUGGGCCUCGGAGGGUGCUGUUGCACUGGGCUAUCCGGAGCCAUCCAAGCGAGGCAGAUACAUGAAUAUAUGGCUUUGGUUCCGUACUGGCGGACCUUUGCUGGGUGGUGCGAUUGUAUUGGGACUGAACAAUGAUACCGGUUCGAAGAGCAAGGGGAAGAUUGGUUCCGAGACGUAUCUAAUUUUCGUUGCCCUUCAAUGUCUUGCUGCGCCUCUGGCUAUUUUCUUAUCGCCGCCUGAAAAGGCCCAACGCAGCGAUGGAAGCAAGGUGGUUGUUAUUCGGGAAGAUUCAUGGCGAAAGGAGAUGCGUGCACUUUGGAAACUCAGUCGUCGUAAGGAGGUUCUCCUGCUUCUGCCGGUCUUCUGGGCAGCAUACUUCAACCAGUACAGCAAAAAUUUUCAAACGUACUACUUUGGUGUUCGAGCCCGUGCCCUGAUCGGGUUUGUCAGUAACUUUGCAAACCUGAUAUCCUCUGGAAUUAUCAGCCGAUUCCUCGACUACCAGAAGAUAUCGACCAAAAAGCGGCUCAUGUACAGUUUCUACUACGUGGUCCUCCUCCACAUUGCCGCUUGGGUGUACGGCUGGGUCAUCCAAGAAAAAUACACUGUCAACCCGCCUUCCCUGGACUGGACUGAUCCGGGCUUCACCGAAGGGUUCUUUGUGAUUCUGCUCUGGGAUUUCUCCCAGCAGGCGCUGCAGAAUCUUCUCUACUAUCUGGUCUCCACGAUGACAGAUAAUAUCUCUGAGCUGUCACGACUCACCGGUAUCUUGCGCGGACAGGAGAGUUUCGCGCAGGCGGUAUCGUUCGGCCUCAAUACUCAGAGCUGGACGGGAGGGAGGGUUCCUCUCGCUGUUAAUACGAUCUUACUUGGUAUCGCUGUCUUUCCUACCUGGCUAGUGAUUAGGGACCAUGUCCCUAUUGAGCACGUCGAAUACACUACGUCAGAGAGAGUGGAUGAAGAGAAUGGGAUUGUGGAGAAGUAAUGGUGAGACUGGUGGAAGUAGCAGCCGCUUGCUAGUAUAUAUAUACUUACAAUCUGGGUGUGUAUGACACUACAGAUUAGUAGCAGGAUACAACAAUCCAUGCGAUAUCAGAUGAGAUAUAUACACAGCACACCGUCUAAACAAACAGUAUGCAAAUGAAGAUCCAGAACAUGCAUCAUCCAACCAGUGAACUGCAGAAUAUCCUCAUGGAUUGUGGCUGAGUGGUGAUGACGAUGAUGUGAUCCGCUGGUGCGAUUGGCGGACUAAGGCUCCACCCCCAGGUUUUAACCGACGUUCCAGGCAGAAACCCAAGCAUGUCAGGCCACUCUCGUCACUGCCCGCUUCUUCUCCACUGGACACUUUGGACAACCAUAAGUCUUGUUC